GCGCCAGCAGCGCCAGCAGCGCCAGCAGCGCCAGCAGCGCCGGCGCCGCGGCCACCAGCGCCACCUACUGAGGCAGCACAGGCAGCUUCGUCUCCAAAGAUGCUGCCAGCGCCUGUGCCAGCCGACCAGAUGCCUGAGAUCGUCAGAUCGAUCGACAGGCCUCUCCCCAGUGUCAGAAGCAGAGUGCAACAACUGGAGGAGGCCACAGCUGCCACCACCCGAGAUGCCCAAGAUCGACGGCCCCUGCGGCCACCCCCGGGUGGCCUUGGGCGCAGCAGCUUUGGACAGGUCAAGGUGCCAACACCCAGACAUGGACCUCACAUGCAGGAAGUGGUCGCGCCACCCCCUCCCAAGGCGCCUUCCCGCAAGGCGUCGCCCGCUCCCCGGCCUCAAGAGAUUCAGGCACACUUUGUGGACUAUCAAGACUCUCACGAGGCACCCAGCCGCCGCAUGUCUCCGGCCGGCUCCAGCGAGCCCUUGGUGCCACAGUCGCCACCAUGGCAGGCAGCGGCGCCAAGCAGCCAGGACACCAACCAGGCGCCGCAGCUUCCACACCUGCUUUGCAGGCCCGGUCGCAUGGCGCUGACCGAGCUCGCUAGCGAGGAGGCCAAGCCGGACUCGCCGGAGAGGUGCCGCAAACAGGAGAGCCAUAGCGGCAGCGAGGCCGACAGCUGCCGCCGUGGCCGGCGAUCCGCCGUCGUUUGCGGUUCUGAUCGGAAGGUCUCACCUGGACGAUCUGACAGUUCGGUCGACAUGGCGGCGCUGGAAGCUCCUGGUUCUCCCCAGGGAGGCUCCAGCAGCCGCGGUUCUUUGCAGGAUCGAAUCAACCAGCAGCUGGACAAGGAACUCAGCAGUCACAGCCCUUCCGAGGCCGGAGACGCCGAAGCUUUGGAAGCUGCGCCGCAGACGCAGGUGGAUGACCUUCCCUUUGCCUUGGGACAGAAGGCUGAAGAUAUUCCUUCAGAUGCUGCUGUCGCCGACUUCCUUCUGCAGAUGCACGAGCAGACUGGCAAGGGUCAGACCAGCCGAAGCAGCUCAGAGGCAAAUGACCUUUCUGCGUAUGCUGCUCAAGCGGAACAAGGAUUAGAAGAUGGUAAGCCUGAAGAGGUCCAUGAAGAGAUCGAGAAAGAGGCCAGCCGCAGGAGCUCAGAGGCAGAAGAGCCUGAGCAGCAGGAAGCGGAAACAGAGGAGCAGGCAGAUGACAUUCCUCUGGAUUCUGCCCAAGCAGACCAAGCAGUGGAAGAGAUCAAGCCUGAAGAGGUCCAUGAACAGAUGGAGAGAGAGACCAGCCGCAGCAGCUCAGAGGCAGAAGAGCCUGAGCAGCAGGAAGCGGAAACAGAGGAGCAGGCAGAUGACCUUCGACUGCAAUCUGCCCAAGCAGACCAAGCAGUGGAAGAGAUCAAGCCUGAAGAGGUCCAUGAACAGAUCGAGAGAGAGACCAGCCGCAGCAGCUCAGAGGCAGAAGAGCCUGAGCAGCAGGAAGCGGAAACAGAGGAGCAGGCCAAGGCAGACCUUCCUCUGGAUUCUGCCGCAGAGCAGUCGUCGGAAGAGAUCAAGCGUGAAGAGGCGGUGGCUGAGAUGCGGGAGAGUGCUAGCGGCUCAGAGGCAGAUGAACCUGAGCAGCAAGAAAGGGAAGUUGAAAAGCAGGCGCAGGACGUUCCUUUGGACACGGUCCCGGCACCAGCAUUGGAAGCGAGCAAAGCUGAGGAUCCAACGCCUGCAGCGCCUGUUCCACCAGCAAGCAGUUUCUCCAGUUUCAAGCUGAACGCCUGCGCCGUGGCAUUCGUGCCGGGCGCCAUGACCUGGACGGGGCUCAACGCGGAGGCACCGGCGGAAAUCCAGCAGCCCAAGGAUGCGAAGCAAAUCACGGAAGAGACGUGGGAAAACUACAUUUGCGACCAGAAGCAGAAGGAAAAUUUGGCGGCGCAAGCAACCUCGCACACAGAGGUGUGGCAACAGCUGAUGAAGAAACAGCUGACACUCUUUCCGCUCCACUUGAGGCUGAACCUCUUCCUGCAGAUGCUGUCCCUGAACAAACUCUGGAAGAAAGACAGCCUGAAGAGGCCGAACCUCUUCCUGCAAAUGCUGUCGCCGAACAAGCUCUGGAAGAAAGAAAGCCUGAAGAGGCGUUUGCAUGUGGAUGAGAAGAUGGAUGAGAACAGCAUCCGCGGCAUCUCAGAGGCAGGGCCUCAAGUUCGCAAGAUUGGGGUUCUGAAAAUUCUCGAAAGUGGGACGUUGAUUACCAUGGUUCGGUGA
Molecule: messenger RNA, 2256 nt
Organism: Cladocopium goreaui
Lineage: Eukaryota; Dinophyceae; Suessiales; Symbiodiniaceae
Source: the annotation of a GenBank genome assembly